GAAAAAGAAAAAAGAAGCUCCUUAUUCCUCAUGUUUAAGAAUUAGUAUCAGAUGAUGUCUUCUCUAAUUUUUCAUUACAAAUCAGUGGCAGUUAUUUACCCGCGCCUCAGAAACACAACACUGACAGUAGCAUCAAACUGCAAGUGCGUGCAGCAAUGGUGAUGCUGAUGAGCAGCAUCUCAUCCUUCUCUCUCCUCCCUCUCAACCCAAACCUCUCCCCCAUUUUCUCUCCGGCCAAACUCAACCGCUCUAUUGAUUAUCAAUUUAGGAUCAUUUCUGGCCGUGGGAUAAGACACGUAGUUGUACGGGACAGCAAUCAGACGGCGGAGGUUACUUCAUCUCCUUCUUCUGAUUCUGUUACUGAUUUGGAAUCGGCGUCGAGUGUAGUGAGGAAGUUCUAUGGCGGAAUAAAUAGCCGCGAUUUGGACUCGGUUGAACAACUUAUCGCUGAGAAUUGUGUGUAUGAGGACCUUGUAUUUCCUCAACCUUUUGUUGGCCGUAAGGCGAUUCUAAACUUUUUCAAGAAGUUCACUGACUCGGUUGGAUCUGAUCUGCAAUUUGUUAUUGAUGAUAUAUCUCAGGAGGAUUCUUCAGCUGUUGGCGUCACUUGGCACUUAGAAUGGAGGGGAAGACCGUUUCCUUUUAGCAAAGGAUGCAGCUUUUAUCGAUUGGAAGUGGUGAACGGCCAGAGGCAAAUACUUUACGGCAGAGACAGUGUGGAACCUGCAGUCAAGCCUGGGGAGACAGCAUUGGUUGCCAUCAGAGGCGUGGCAUGGCUGCUGCAACAAUUUCCACAAUUGGCAGAUCGGUUCUGAUUGAAGUAUGAUUGGUCUUAGAAGAUUGGAGUAAAUUUAUGAAAAAAGAUAACGUCAUUUCUUGUAACGUACUUGUAAACCUGAAAGGCCUUAUUAGUAUGUACAUAAUGAAUUUGUUCAUAGUUAAAAUUUCCAUCUUGUAUACAACUAAAGAAUAAAUUGAUCUUACAUUGCGAGGACACAAAGUUGAAAAAAGAUGGCAAAAUGCAAAUCA
Nicotiana attenuata is the source of this 1029-nucleotide messenger RNA. RefSeq lists its product as uncharacterized. Bases 156 to 815 code for a protein of 219 amino acids. Lineage: Eukaryota; Viridiplantae; Streptophyta; Magnoliopsida; Solanales; Solanaceae. The record is from RefSeq and is a predicted model, not a curated record. The transcript has 5 exons.